Messenger RNA from Sinocyclocheilus anshuiensis, 461 nucleotides. RefSeq names its product diphosphoinositol polyphosphate phosphohydrolase 1-like. Gene Ontology annotation, biological process: diadenosine hexaphosphate catabolic process; diadenosine pentaphosphate catabolic process; adenosine 5'-(hexahydrogen pentaphosphate) catabolic process. The coding region runs from base 201 to 446 and encodes 81 amino acids. The transcript is spliced from 2 exons. NCBI's taxonomy places the organism in Eukaryota, Metazoa, Chordata, Actinopteri, Cypriniformes, Cyprinidae. The record is from RefSeq and is a predicted model, not a curated record. Gene Ontology annotation, molecular function: bis(5'-adenosyl)-hexaphosphatase activity; diphosphoinositol-polyphosphate diphosphatase activity; bis(5'-adenosyl)-pentaphosphatase activity. Gene Ontology annotation, cellular component: cytoplasm; nucleus.
AUGCGCUGUGCAGGCUGCGCAGAAUGCGUACAUCCCGUAGCGGUUUCGAUAAUGGCGUCUGACUCCGAGAUGCGCUCGGCUUUGGAAAAAUGAAGCGUAGAAGAGCUUAUUUCCAGUGAUUGACGCGGGGCUUAUUUCCAUUCGCGGACCUUGCCUCUCUUGGUUCACGUUCCGAUCUCAGUCGCGACGCCCAGCCCGAGAUGAUGAAGCUCAAGUCGAACCAAACGCGCACCUAUGAUGGAGACGGGUACAAGAAGCGGGCCGCCUGCCUGUGCUUCAGGAACGAGACCGAGCAGGAGGUGUUAUUGGUAAGCAGCAGCAGAUACCCAGACAAAUGGAUCGUACCCGGAGGAGGAAUGGAGCCCGAGGAAGAGCCCAGCGUCGCUGCUGCCCGAGAAGUCUGUGAAGAGGUUUGGCUUUCAUCUCUAGGAUUAUGCAUGAAAUAGAUUAUCAUCAUCAUG